CGCUUUCAUUGAAAACCCGCCCGGUCUCAUCACUGUUGUUUUGACGCACGCGCAGUGAGGCCCACUAAAGGGCCGAAAUAAGAACGUUUUGCAAGUGAAUCUGAUGUAUUUAUGUCAUAAAAAUGGUGAAAUCUGUAAAGUGGCUAGUAGAAAUUAAGAUAUUCGACGUGUCGAAUCAUGACCGAGGCAUCUGAAAAUGUCCCUUCCUUGGUGCGCAUCCGUGCGCAGGUGAUGUGCCGGGAUGAGGGCACAGGGGGGUGGGUGGCGUUGGGGGGAGGCGGGCUUGCUGACAUCGUGGUCGGCCGCCGCGGACCAGCAGUUAGUUCUGAAGUCGCCAGCGAAUUAGCACCUACGUCUGCGAGCGCAUCGCACACCGAGUUCUACAUACACGGCCGACGUAUCAACGAUAAUGUUUUGGUGCUGGACUGCACAGUGAAGGAUGACUUCCAGUACCACAAGGUUAUGCCGACGUUCCACCACUGGGUGUCUGAUGAGAAGCGUUUCGGGCUAACCUUCCAGACCGCGGCCGACGCGCGCGCGUUCGACAGGGGAGUGCGCACUGCUGUCACCGAAUUGUACCGUCUUGGCGGCGCGUGGCCAACGAUGUACGGAUAUCAAGACUCGAACCAACACGACGGCAAAGAGGAUGAUGAGGAAAAACAUAUAUUUGAAUGCCUCAACCUGCCGUCGGACUCUCACUCGAGCUCGGAGACGUCGACCGCGAGCCGCGUGCGGCGCGACGACCUGACGCAAACACCCAUCCUGUCUGCCAUCACACUGCCACAGCAUCCGCUCUCCGAAUCGAUGACAUUGCAGUAUGAUGAUAAGUUGGAUGACUCUGAUGCAGACAAAUGUCCCUAUGUACAUCUCUCAGCUGUACACGAGUACGCGUACCCGCAAGUAGGUCCAGACGGCGUCAUCACUUCAGAGUCUUCCUCGCCUCACACCCAGCCGCCAUUGCUGAGGCAAGAUUCUGGGUCUCUGAAGAAGUCCAGUGGCCACAACUUGCCCGACAAGCACCGCAGCGCUGAAACCUUCCAUGCGAGGAUCAAGUGCAGGCACUGUCACGAAUGGUACUUGGAGAGCGCGAACCGGGCGGGCGCGUGCAAGUUUGCGCCUGACUGCUUCAAGACUUGCAUAGACUGCGUCACUUGCAUCAAAUGCGCGCAGUGUAUGCUGUACCAUUGCAUGUCGGAUGUGGAAGGCGAGUUCGUGAUGCAGCCAUGCGCUUGCGGACCCCCCACCAAGUCCUGCUCUAAACGAUGGAUCGGUCUAACCCUCCUCAGUUUCCUGGUGCCAUGCCUCUGGUGUUACUUGCCUCUCCGGUGCGUACACAGGGCUGCCAGGGCCGUGAAACUCGCGGGCGGUGAACACUCACCGCAAAUACUCAAGUAAACGCACAAGACGACAAUUAUGUUCAACGAUAUACACGUCACAAAUAAUUAUAUAUAUAUAUAUA
Molecule: messenger RNA, 1459 nt
Organism: Pararge aegeria (speckled wood butterfly)
Lineage: Eukaryota; Metazoa; Arthropoda; Insecta; Lepidoptera; Nymphalidae
Gene: Spred
Product: sprouty-related, EVH1 domain-containing protein 1
Exons: 12
Coding region: 178-1395 (405 amino acids)
Biological process (GO): multicellular organism development; negative regulation of MAPK cascade
Cellular component (GO): membrane
Molecular function (GO): protein kinase binding
Source: RefSeq, a predicted model, not a curated record